This is a messenger RNA of Seriola dumerili (greater amberjack), 570 nucleotides long. Its product is annotated as gamma-crystallin M3-like. Bases 16 to 570 code for a protein of 184 amino acids. NCBI's taxonomy places the organism in Eukaryota, Metazoa, Chordata, Actinopteri, Carangiformes, Carangidae. Gene Ontology annotation, biological process: visual perception; lens development in camera-type eye. The record is from RefSeq and is a predicted model, not a curated record. The transcript has 3 exons. Gene Ontology annotation, molecular function: structural constituent of eye lens.
ACUAAAACCGUCAACAUGGGCAGGAUUAUUUUCUACGAGGAGAGGAACUUCCAGGGUCGUUCCUAUGAGUGCAACAGUGACUGCUCCGACAUCCACAUGCACCUGAACCGCUGCAACUCCUGCAGGGUGGACAACGGGUGCUUUGUGGUGUACGACCGCCCCAGCUACAUGGGUAAUCAGGUCUUCUUGAGGAGAGGGGAGUAUUCUGACUUUCAGCGCAUGGGGAGCAUGAUGGGAAUGAUGGGCAUGGCUAUGAUGGAUACUGUUCGCUCCUGUCGCAUGGUCCCAAUGCACAGGGGACAGUUCAGGAUGAGGAUCUAUGAAAGGGAGAACUUCACAGGCCAGAUGCACGAGCUGAUGGACGACUGCGAGUCUCUCCAGGAGCGCUUUUACAUGUCCGACUGCCAGUCCUGCAAUGUGAUGGACGGCCACUGGCUGAUGUUUGAGCAGCCCAACUACAGAGGACGCAUGACCUACGUGAGGCCGGGAGAGUACAGGAACCUCCGGGAGAUGGGAAUGAGCAACAUGACGAGGAUCAGCUCCAUCAGACGCAUCAUGGAUGUGUGCUGA